AUGGAUUCAGACGGCAGUAACAGUGCUGUGAACGCCACCAAUGGUGUUCAGACAAGCAAACUGCAGACACCGAUGGAUCAGCUGAAGGAGUGGUCGCUGACGACAUACAAGUGCACCAAACAGUUGGUGAACGAAAAGCUGGGCAAAUGUCAGCGAACGGUGGACAUGGACUUGGAGGCAGACAUCGAGCGACUCCGCGAAACUCAACACAAAUACUCUUUGAUACUGAAGAUGACGCGCGACAUGUCGUCGCAAUACCAGACAAUAAUCACUCAACAGAUCUCGCUAUACGAGUGUCUGAAUGAGUUGGCGAUGAAGGAAAGCAAGACUCAUAACGGCCUCAACGACGGCCAGACCGUCGACUCGUCCACCAAUAGUAGCAAUAAUGUACUGAAUUUGGGAUCAGAUUUCCGACAGAACGCUGAGAUGAUGCGGAAUGUGGCGAAAAAUGGGGAGAAGCUGUUGCUGGCGCUCAAGUUCUUCACAUCGAAUUUGUCGACAUUAGUGCAUAAGACCAUCGAAGACACGAUCGUUACGAUCAGACACUUCGAGAGCGCGCGACUC
Molecule: messenger RNA, 564 nt
Organism: Oppiella nova
Lineage: Eukaryota; Metazoa; Arthropoda; Arachnida; Sarcoptiformes; Oppiidae
Source: the annotation of a GenBank genome assembly